GUGAUCUCUGAAUCUCCUCGCCUCCAGGGUUAUCUCUGAUGAGAGUCUUCCAUCCAUGCUCCUCCGGCGCCCGUUAGAGCCAACCCCUCAACAGUUACUCGGAGCAGAAAAGCCAUGACGACGAUCUCUAUUUGUAUAAAUUCACUCUCUCCUCCUCCUCUUCCUCGCAGUUUCUCCUCUUCACUGCCAAACGUUAAACCCCUCUUUCACCGCCGCUGUAAAAGUAAAACCCCGAAACAGGUGAAUCGCAAAGUGAAUCAGUGCAGGGCGGACUUAUCUCACGACGCGCCAUUCGCCGCCGCAAUUGGCGCGUGUGUGCUCACUACCCUGGUUCUACCAGUGAGUAAUAGUCCGGACGAUGAUGGUGGUUCCCCUAUGGAUUCGACGGACACGAGGUUUGGUGUAAUGGGGAUUAUCAGUUUUAUACCUUACUUCAAUUGGCUGAGUUGGGUUUUCGCGUGGCUUGAUACGGGGAAGAGGCGGUACGCCAUUUAUGCUCUUGUAUACUUGGCUCCCUAUUUGAGGUCAAAUCUGUCACUCUCCCCUGAAGAAAGCUGGUUGCCCAUUUUUAGCAUUGUUGUCUGCAUUAUUCACAUUCAGUUGGAAGCAAGUAUAAGAAAUGGAGAUCUUCAGAGUUUUCAAUUAUUUAGUGACAUCUCAAAACAUCUUCAAAAACCAACAAUAAAGAAGGAUUUCCAAUCGAAUAGGCAUCAAGGAAUCUCUGAGGAGACGAAAAGGAGACGAGUAGAAAAUAAGAAUCUGCCAUCUGCUGAAGAGAAGCAUUCAAGGGACAUCCAUGAGUGGGGAGUUCAUAGAAAGCCCUUCGAGCAUCGUGAACACUUGAAUGGAGAUUGGGAUGAAGAUGGGAGGGAAGACUAAGAACAUAGCAUCUUGUAUGUAUGUAAUAUUGUGUAGUUGGUAUGCUGUCCAACUGGAGAAUCUGAUUCUCUGGAAGCCAUGGAGCCGCAUCAAAGACUACAUGCACACACUUUUGGCUUCUGGGUGGUGAGUGUCCCUACCUUUUCUCCUUUUGUCUGUUUGUGUGUGUGUGUGUGCGUCAAGGGAAGAGAUCGACCAAGCCAAAUCGAAUAAGAAUUGACAAGUAGGGUGAUCGUCAACAUUUCUGUAUUUUGCGUACUGGGUUCAGUUUCUUCCUGUUCUGCAUUUCUGUUAAAAGGAUCAUUUUGGUAAUAACAGUCGUGUUUGUAUAUAUAUAUUCCAACAAUUUGACCGUA
Messenger RNA from Tripterygium wilfordii, 1235 nucleotides. RefSeq lists its product as uncharacterized. The record is from RefSeq and is a predicted model, not a curated record. The transcript has 5 exons. Lineage: Eukaryota; Viridiplantae; Streptophyta; Magnoliopsida; Celastrales; Celastraceae. Bases 115 to 879 code for a protein of 254 amino acids.